AUGCUUCUUGGCUUCUGGGAUAGUCUCAUUGUUCCCUGUAUUAUGGGCAUAUCCGCUCAUACUACCAACCACGUACAGCUUGAAAACGACUCAGCAGAUUGUCAACUUCUUGGUUCCAAUUGUCGCAAUCGGGCUCGGUUCGAUCUACCGUUUAUCGCUGGGAGUUUCCCCUUAAGCUUCACGAAUGAGAGAGAAUGCGUCACAGCGCUGAACGUAUCCAAACUCGGCUUUGUACAAUUGGAAACACAUACAGCAACUGCAAAGCAGUCCUUACUUAAACUCUCCCAACUUGCUGCUCGUUUUCGCUCAUUUCGGUGUUCUGCCUUGUUCUAUAUCGCGGCCUUCGUAACGUAUACCACCAUAACCUGGAUUUUGUCAACGAUUUUCGUUGUUGACGUGGUGACAGUGGGGAGAGACUUGAGCACAUUUGGCAACAACUCCCUGAGUCCAAAUCAGUACAGCUUCACCGACAUUCGGCUUGGAGUUGGAAUCCAAGAUGACGACGACGCAUGCCUGGCCUCUGUAACAGCGGCGAACUGUACCUACUCGUUAGCCUUGGGGCCUUUAAGUUCACUCCUUAUAGCACGAGAGCCCUAUCAGAUCGCUGGCUUCACAUUCCGCGAUGGAGACCCCUUCGGUACUCAUGGAAUCCCUUACGAUGCACUUUAUCAAUUCUGGAACGACCCUGAGUUGUCGCGUUGGGGAGACUUGACUACACAGUAUUGUCUGCCCAUGCUAGAUCCGAAUACAGUUUCUUGUAGGCAGGACGUCUCCAAUUCACGCGUCAACUAUAGAUAUGUUGGAAUCGAAGGCAGCAACGGAUUGGAAAUUGUUACAGUCGACCCAAAUACGACAUUUGCUACAGCGUUUCCUCAUGCGGCACGCAAUAAUGGGACAACGGGAACUAUGACCGUCGCACAGAGUAAUCAUAGUGGCCCACCGUAUGAGACUGUUAUUAGCGGAAGCUACGAGUGGGCGGACCUCCUAUCGCGACUCAGCUAUGGUACAAACUCCACAUCAAAUAUAUUCACCACUGUCUGCACUCUAGAGAAUAGAGGCAACUGGAGGUGGGUUACGUUGUCUUAUUCCGACAACACCUUCACGGCUUCCCUCGACCUAGCCACAGAACUCUGUAGCAAUGAUCCCUCUGUUGAUGGUUACCAGUACAACACAGUUGAUCGCGUCGCAGCAUACAAGAUUUUGCCUUUCGCGAUCGAGGGUCCAACCUACUUGUUAAGCUCAACGGACGGAUACUCCAAGUUUAUUAACCAGGAUGACCACGUAUAUCUCCCUGAAGAUGGUGGUAAAACACUCACACAAUAUUAUGCACAACUCAACAACAUGACAGAGUUGGAAACGCUUCUAAGCGGCAUGUACGCCACAGUGCAAACUAUAUACACAAGCACUCAGAAUGGUACUGCGGCCACGUUUCCUAUUCUCAAAGUGACCAGUCCUCAUCAGUACCAGGUCACUAUCAACUGGACAGUUAUAUCAGCUCUUUCUGCAGCCGCGGCAACACUCAUUUGGAUUUUCACCGUUGCUCAAGCUGUCAGGUGGAUUGUUGCUAUUUUUCAUGACAAGAAACUGGGGUGGGCUUUGAUGGAGCCCCUGGAGCUUAUGGGCUAUGCAUCACAUAUCGCCCAAGACUUAAAGUCAUUGCAGGUCCACUCUGAAGGAAAGCUUAAGUUGGACAAACUGAAAGGUAUUCGCCUGGGACCGGAGGGUGUUUUGAACCUUGAUGGGGAAGAUGCUGUUGAUCUGGAUGCUACGCGUAGUGCCAAUCAAGGCUCAUUGGAAUUGACCGCUCUCUGA
Messenger RNA from Penicillium riverlandense, 1812 nucleotides. RefSeq lists its product as uncharacterized. The transcript is spliced from 2 exons. The record is from RefSeq and is a predicted model, not a curated record. The coding region runs from base 1 to 1812 and encodes 603 amino acids. NCBI's taxonomy places the organism in Eukaryota, Fungi, Ascomycota, Eurotiomycetes, Eurotiales, Aspergillaceae.